Drosophila gunungcola (fruit fly) is the source of this 1794-nucleotide messenger RNA. RefSeq names its product putative odorant receptor 69a. The transcript is spliced from 4 exons. The record is from RefSeq and is a predicted model, not a curated record. NCBI's taxonomy places the organism in Eukaryota, Metazoa, Arthropoda, Insecta, Diptera, Drosophilidae. Gene Ontology annotation, cellular component: plasma membrane. Gene Ontology annotation, biological process: sensory perception of smell; detection of chemical stimulus involved in sensory perception of smell. Gene Ontology annotation, molecular function: olfactory receptor activity; odorant binding.
AUGCAGUUGCACGACUAUAUGAAGUAUAUAGACCGAGGUUGCUGGAUGGGGCUUAUACCACGCUACCAAUGGUCAGGACGUCCCACAGAUAGAAAACCAUACAGGUUGGAACAAAAGGCCCUGUUCGUACUUGGGGUCAUUUGUGCAAUAUACCAGAUUUUCGGAGUGAUUAUCUACUGUUAUCGAAACGGACGGUUGGCAGAGGAUACAAGUACGUUCGUCACCGAAAUUUCGGAAAUGUGCGGAUCUCUAAUGCUAACCACAGUGGGAUUUGGCAAUAUAUAUGCCCUCAUAAAGCCCCGGAAUCUGAUCGAAAAGAUGUUUGAGGAGCUUGAGGAGAUAUAUCCCAGCCAAAGCGACGAGCACUAUCGCUGCCAGCACUACUACGACUUGGCUAUGGCUAUAAUGAAGACUGAGUUCAUGUUCUACAUGGUCUUCUACGCGUACUACAAUAGUGCCCCUAUUUUGUUGCUGCUCUGGGAGAACCUGCAGGAGGGACAGGAUCCGAGUUUCAAGACGCAGACCAACACAUGGUUUCCCUGGGAAGUCCAUGGCUCAGCACUUGGAUUCGGUGGGGCUAUACUGAGCUUAGUCCUGGCUUCGUUUGUGGGCGUGGGCUUUAGCAUAGCCACUCAGAAUCUGAUCGUCAUAUUUGCAUUUCAACUAAAACUGCACUAUGACGGCUUGGAGAGUCAGUUACUUCACCUGGACUCCCGUCAGCCCAAUGCAAGUCAACAGUUGAGGGAUCUGAUUGCCUAUCACUCGCGCAUCCUUCAUAUCGGGGACCAAUUCAAUAACAUCCUAAACUUCGUAUUUUGGACCAGCCUGGUUGGCUCUACAAUUGCCAUUUGUAUGAUGAGCGUGGCUAUUUUGCUACUCGACGCGGCCUCUGCCAUCAAGUAUCUGAGUGGUCUGACUGCAUUUGUCCUUUACCACUUCGUCAUCUGCUACAUGGGCACAGAGGUCACUUUCGCUGUAAUAUAGAACUAUAUGAAGUAUAUAGAUCGGGCCACUCGCAUUGGGUGUGUGCCACGCUAUUAGUGGAUUGGCGGGCCACGAGAUAAAGAACUACAAACAAAUGUUAAAAAAAGAUUAUUUUUACUUGGAACCAUUUUUCUGAUGUACCAGAACUUUGGAAUUAUUACGUAUUGGUUCCUGUUUGGUCGCAAGGAAACGGAAACGGUCAGGUUCGUUACAGAACUUUCGGAAACUUGUGGCUCACUUAUGCUUGUCAUUGUGGCGAUUUUCACUAUAUGGGCACACACCAGCAACCGAUCCAAUAUUGAAGCAGUGUUUGGGGAGCUCCAGGCGCUGAAUCCGAGACCAGGAGAUGAACAUUAUCGGUGCAAGCACUACCAGAAAAUAGCUAUUUCAAUAAUGAAAAUAAUCUAUACAUUUUAUAUGAUCUUCUAUGUGUAUUACAAUGGCGUGCCACUUUUGUUGCUCCUUUUGGGAAAAUCUGAUGGAUAUGGACAUAACCUACAGAAUGCAAACCAACAUGUGGUUUCCCUGGAGGGUUCAGGCUGGUCCCUCGACUCCAGGAAUCCAAACUCAAAUCAGAAAUUAUGGAUUUUGGUCGCCUAUCACUGUCAUAUCCUCAAAAUCGGUGAGCAAUUCAAUCGGAUCUUGAACCCCAAGUUAAUGAGCAGCCUAGUUUUUUCAUCUAUUGCCAUUUGUAUGACAAGUGUGGCUGUUCUACUGCUCGACCUGGCAUCUGCCCUCAAAUAUAUCAGUGUCCUUGUGGCAUUCGUCCUCUACCACUUCUUCAUUUGUUACAUGGGCACUGAGGUUUAA